AUGUCUGCAGAGUCUAUCUUUAUGAAUAAGGUCACAACAUACUUUGAUGUAGAAGUUAUUACAACCAAACACCUUCAUCCAGGCUUUGCCAACACUGAUAUUAGGAUAUUGCGAAUGGAGAGGAAAGGACAGAAGAAGAGGAUUCACAGGAAUCCAGUGAUCCUGGAUUAA
Molecule: messenger RNA, 171 nt
Organism: Acytostelium subglobosum LB1
Lineage: Eukaryota; Evosea; Eumycetozoa; Acytosteliales; Acytosteliaceae
Exons: 2
Coding region: 1-171 (56 amino acids)
Source: RefSeq, a predicted model, not a curated record